This is a messenger RNA of Kalmanozyma brasiliensis GHG001, 1596 nucleotides long. RefSeq names its product Major facilitator superfamily. Gene Ontology annotation, molecular function: transmembrane transporter activity. The record is from RefSeq and is a predicted model, not a curated record. NCBI's taxonomy places the organism in Eukaryota, Fungi, Basidiomycota, Ustilaginomycetes, Ustilaginales. Gene Ontology annotation, biological process: transmembrane transport. The transcript has a single exon. The coding region runs from base 1 to 1596 and encodes 531 amino acids.
AUGUCGACCUCGCAACCCUCAAACGGCCAUGCUUUCACCCGAUCCGCGGGCGACGACCCCGAACAAGAACCCCUCCUCCCCACCUCCUCACCUCGCAAAGACACACCGCUCCCCAAACGCGCAAUCAUCAUUCUCAUCCUCAUGCGUCUCGCCGAACCCAUCUCGUUCACCCUCAUCUUCCCGUUCGUCAACGAUCUCGUCUACACCCUUCCGCCCUAUCCAGCGCGCGCGUCCGUCGGAUACUACGCAGGCAUCAUCGAGUCUCUCUUCUCCGUCUCGCAGACGUGCACCAUUCUCUUCUGGGGCAGUCUGUCCGAUCGAAUUGGUCGCAAACCUGUGCUCAUCAGCGGGCUGUGUGGUGUAGCCUGCAGCGCGGUGCUCUUCGGUUUGAGUAGGAGCUUCGUCUGGGCAGUCCUGGCGAGAAGUUUGGCAGGGGCGACGAAUGGCAAUGUGGCAAUCAUCAAGAGCGUGAUGGGCGAGCUAACGGACGGGAGCAACCAGGCGAGGGCAUUCAGCUUUUUGGCCUUGACGUGGACCGUGGGAAGCUUCAUCGGACCGCUGUUGGGAGGAUAUCUGAGCAGACCGGCGGAGCAGUACCCGGGUGUGUUUGGCGAGGGCAGCUGGGCGGGAUUCGGAGGGCUGUGGGUCGAGUAUCCCUUCCUGUUGCCGUGCCUGGUGAGUGCGGGACUGACGUUGGGAAGUAUUACCUUGGGCGCGGUGGCGUUGGACGAGACCCUACCGUCGAAAGUCGAGCAAAAGAGGAUCGAGCAGCAGCAGAAGAAGCGACGGUCACAGCAGGCCGACGACGAUGAUGCCUCCCAUUCGAACGGCUAUGGUGCAGUGGAGAACACUACCACCACCGAAACCACAUCGACCACCACCAACCAUGCUCAAACCGAACCACCAACUCCACCGACCAUCUUCUCGAUCCUGUCCAUCGCGCAGAUCCAGAAGGUACUCCUCUCAUACGGCCUCCUCGCCCUGAUCUCGGUCGCGCUGGACGCAGUCCUUGUGCUGUACCUCUUCGAGCCCGCAGCUCUCGGCGGUGUAGGCUUCACAUCGUCCGAAACGGGCAUUUUGCUCAGCAUCAACGGACUCGGAGGGGCGCUGGUCCAACUGAUCCUCUUCCCACCCCUCCAGAAGCGAUACGGCACCCUGCGCGUGUAUCAAGCGUCCAUGCUCUCCUUUCCGCUGUCGAUGGUACUGCUGCCCGUGGCGAACGCCUUCGCUCGCAGCACUUCCGCUACUUCGGUGGCUGUGUGGACAUGCCUGCUGAUCAGCACGGCGAUACGUGUGAUGGGCGGCAUGGCGUAUGCCAGCAACACGAUUCUCGUCACCCAAUGCGCAUCGCUCCUCGACCCAAGUCCUGCACUAGGCACGCUCAACAGUCUGGCGCAGAUGAGCAGUAGCAUCGCACGUGCAGCCGGCCCGUAUCUUGCCAACAGUCUGUUUGCGUUCAGCGUGACGACAGGUCUGCUGGGCGGGCAGAUGGUGUGGGUGGUUUUGGGCGUGAUCGGGUUUGUCGGGCCCUUGGUGUGUCUCCGGCUGGAUGACAUGGAGCGUGGGCAACGGACAGAAAGGAGCGAGGGCAGGUAG